Messenger RNA from Amoebophrya sp. A120, 1068 nucleotides. The record is from the annotation of a GenBank genome assembly. Lineage: Eukaryota; Dinophyceae; Syndiniales; Amoebophryaceae.
GGCUCCCGAGGUUCCUAAUGCAGAAUCAGAAAUUCGUCAAGCCUCGAUGAAAAAAGAAGAUGAAAGCGAAAACCUGAUGAACCACGACGGCGAAAACAACAAACAAGAAACACCAGUAGCUGUCGCAUGCCCCGAAGAUGUGGACGUUGAGCAAGAUGACCAAGAGCAGCGACAAAAGAACCAAGAGGACAAAACUCCUGGUGCUAACCUAUCAACCAGUCCCGCACUGGUGGACGACCAAAACGUCAUUGCGCCCGUAUGGCGUUCUCAAAUGUUACAUUCUCAACUGUUACACGAGUUUGUAAUGCAAGAGUGGCAAAAUCGAAAGGAGGAAGAUUGCGCCUUUUGCAUUACAGGUUUGGCACAGAUUCUAAUCCUAUUUAGCGAGUCGCGGACUUGUCAUGCGAAGCAGCUUGCUCAUGUAGUUACUCAUGGCAAACUUGCAUGACAAAUCAUGUAACAGUUGAGAAUGUAACGCUUGAGAACCCCAUAGCCCGGCUUGGUGCAAGCGCGGAUCGCUUCCUUCAAUUCCCAUGCCGUGACGAAGUCCCCCCCGAGUGGUCAUGGCGCAAAACAUAAAAGUUCCCCUUCUGCUAGUCGUGGGAACAAGGACAAGUCAGGACCGUCUAUCGGAGCCAAUAAACAACGACCCUCGGAGGUUGAUGUUGAACAAAAGCGAGGCAGCGAUGAGAACUACCACAAAGAACGGCGACGAUCCGCGGUCUCAUUGGAUGACGCCACUCAUGUGGAAACUGAUCUGAACAAGAACGAAGAAAAUACGUCGCCAAAAGUGGAAAGCGCGGAGAUGCCGGUGGAAGUUCUUGCGCACCAGCAGGAGCCGAAAGAGCUCCCACAUGCUUCGAAGGCAGCUGUAGACGAGGCUCUUUCCACCUCUUCCCGGAUCAUGGAUGCUGCGUCCGUUUCGUCUCCGGCACCAGCACUACUAUCCGCUGAUGUUGUUGCAGCUCCUGAGGAUGUAGCUCCCUGUUCAGAGGACCAAGACAAGGUUCAGGCCUCGAGGAAAGUAGAAGAUGGCACUGCAGCUCCUCUUUGUGGUGAUGAAGAGAC